Messenger RNA from Pelobates fuscus (common spadefoot toad), 1115 nucleotides. Its product is annotated as multiple epidermal growth factor-like domains protein 11. The record is from RefSeq and is a predicted model, not a curated record. The coding region runs from base 68 to 1102 and encodes 344 amino acids. Gene Ontology annotation, molecular function: protein binding. Lineage: Eukaryota; Metazoa; Chordata; Amphibia; Anura; Pelobatidae. The transcript is spliced from 9 exons.
AGUAGUUGAAAGCUGGAGGCUGGAGGGGGGAAGCUCGCUGUCUGUGUGUUGGUGUCAUGCUGUGAACAUGAGGAUCCUGUGCUCUGUGACUGGGUUGUGCUUGCUAGUGUGUUUAGUUGGAAGCCAGUUGUCCACCAGUGUAAUCCCUUUCCUUACCUCGGAUGUUUCCACCAUUGGUGCCAAUUGCAGUUCUGUGAACACCACUCAGUGCACGGCUUGCCCAGCGGGGACGUUUUCCAGUAAUGAUACUGAAUCCUGUGUCUGUUGUCAGAGUGGCUUCUGUCUGGAUUCCUCUGGAUGUUUUCCAUGCUCAGCGGGUUUCUACCAGCCACAGCCAAGCCAAUUGACCUGUCUUCCAUGUCCAGAAGGGUUUUAUAGCAACACCAAUCAAAGCACUGUGUGCCAAUCCUGCCCAGCUGGCCACUACUCCAAUCAAACUGCCUCUGUGCUCUGUAUGGACUGUGAUAAAGGUUUCUUCUCCUCUCAAGAGAAUGCCACAUCCUGCCAAGCGUGUUUACCUGGGACUUUUUGCAACGUGACCACAUGUACCAGCUGUACGGUUUGUCCAAAUGGUCAGGAAGCUGUAAAUGCAGGUUCUCCAGAGUGCAGUCUAUGUCUUCCAGGAACAUCUAAAGGACCCGGACAACUUUUUUGUGUGUACUGUCGAGAUGGUGAAUAUCAGGACAAAUGGGGUGCGGAACGUUGUGAAAUGUGUCCUGCAGCUCACUAUUGUCCUAGCCCUGAUAUUAGUCCCAUUGCAUGUCCUGAGGACGCAUUCUGCCCAGAAGGAAGCACUGCGCCACGUUACUGCAUGGAAACCUUCUUGAGUAAAUCGGGAGAUACUUGUGUGUGGUCAACUCUCAGCUUUGCACUGCUAAUGCUAACUGUGUCGCUUGGAUUAGUUAUUUGUGCUGGCAUUAUAUGCUAUCGUGAUCGUCGGAUUCUUAAUAGAAUAAGAAUCUUUUUACCUCAAAGACCUUUCUACGUCGGACCCAUCAGAACCCAAACUGACAGUUCUCGAACUCCCUUGAUUGGUGAGCAAAAUUCGCCAGGUUCAAUGUAUGUAAAGUACGACUCCGAGCCAGUGUAUGCUGGAUGGUAGCUUGUAAGGACCU